Aspergillus alliaceus is the source of this 6984-nucleotide messenger RNA. Its product is annotated as tetrafunctional fatty acid synthase subunit FAS1. Lineage: Eukaryota; Fungi; Ascomycota; Eurotiomycetes; Eurotiales; Aspergillaceae. Gene Ontology annotation, molecular function: enoyl-[acyl-carrier-protein] reductase (NADH) activity; [acyl-carrier-protein] S-acetyltransferase activity; fatty acid synthase activity. Gene Ontology annotation, biological process: long-chain fatty acid biosynthetic process. The record is from RefSeq and is a predicted model, not a curated record. Bases 504 to 6776 code for a protein of 2090 amino acids. The transcript is spliced from 3 exons. Gene Ontology annotation, cellular component: fatty acid synthase complex.
UUUUUUUUCCCUGGGCCACUUGAUUAGUAUGAUUCGAUGUGUAGUAGUAGCUACUGGUAACUGAGGGUAAACCAAUUUUCUUUUUCCUUAAACCCCAUCAUCAAUUGGCUAGUAUAUUAUUUCAUUAUUAUAAUUAUUGCUAUCCAUUGUCCUUUUCUUCUUACAGACGUUAAAGAAAUCCACCUCCCCCCUCCAGUGUCUCCCACUUGUCCUCCUCAACUUCUAUUCUCUACACCAUUUUUAUGUUGUAAUCAUUUAUUCCUUCUCCUUCGUCUUUCUCUUUUCUUUUUGCUAGCCAUCGCCAUACCUAGGCUCAAAUUCUUAAAAUUCUCUUGAUACUCUUCUCCCCCAUAUUUAUCUAAUAGUCUGGGUGGUGGACCAGCUGAUGACUUUAAUUCAAAUUCGAAACCACUUACCAUAGAAUCUCCCGGGACUGUUAAUCAUCCCCCUGUCUCCUCGAUCUUCGCCACAAAAGGGCAUACAUCUUGAUACGAAAUCACAAGAUGUAUGGAACAUCUACAGGCCCUCAGACGGGCAUUAAUACCCCGCGCUCCUCCCAGUCCCUGCGACCUCUAAUCCUGUCACAUGGGUCACUGGAGUUUUCUUUCCUUGUGCCGACCUCCCUUCACUUCCAAGCUUCGCAAUUGAAAGAUGCCUUCACAGCUUCAUUACCAGAACCGACAGAUGAACUUGCCCAGGACGAUGAGCCUUCCUCCGUAGCGGAACUUGUGGCUCGUUAUAUUGGCUAUGUCGCUACCGAGGUAGAAGAAGGCGAGGAUGAUACACAUGGGACCAACCUAGAAGUUUUGAAGCUCGGUCUGAAUGAAUUCGAGCGUGCCUUCAUGCGCGGUAACGAUGUCCAUGCUGUUGCAUCUGCUCUUCCAGGAAUAACCGCCAAAAAGGUUUCGGCUGUGAAGGCGUACUAUGCUGGCAGGGCAGCUGCUGGACGGCCCACUAAGCCGUAUGAUUCUGCGCUAUUCCGUGCUGCUUCCGAUGAGAAGGCGAGCAUCUAUACCGUUUUUGGGGGGCAAGGCAACAUUGAAGAGUAUUUCGAUGAGCUGAGAGAGAUUUACGCCACCUAUCCAUCCUUUGUCGAUGAGUUGAUCUCCUCCUCGGCGCAGUUGCUGCAGUCGCUCUCCCGUGAACCGGAGGCGAGCAAAUUGUAUCCGAAGGGGAUGGAUAUCAUUCAAUGGCUCCAGGAUCCGGACUCUCAGCCUGACACAGACUAUCUUGUGUCGGCGCCGGUGAGUUUGCCAUUGAUUGGUUUAGUUCAACUAGCACACUUCGUUGUGACCUGCAAAGCCCUCGGCCGUGAACCUGGUGAGAUCUUAUCGAGGUUCAGUGGAACUACGGGUCACUCACAAGGCGUGGUGACCGCUGCAGCAAUUGCCUCUGCGACAACGUGGGAAAGCUUUGAGAAAGCUGCUAAGGAUGCUCUGACCAUGCUCUUUUGGAUCGGUCUUCGUAGCCAACAGGCCUACCCUCGCACAUCUAUCGCUCCCUCAGUGUUGCAGGAUUCGAUCGAGAACGGAGAAGGCACUCCAACUCCUAUGUUGUCUAUCCGGGAUCUUCCAAGGUCUGCUGUUCAGGAGCACAUAGACAUGACCAACCAACAUCUUCCAGAGGACCGUCACAUCUCCAUCUCUCUUGUUAACAGUGCGCGCAAUUUUGUUGUCACCGGUCCCCCACUUUCGCUCUACGGCCUUAAUCUGCGCCUGCGCAAGGUCAAAGCGCCUACAGGCUUGGACCAGAAUCGCGUACCCUUCACGCAGCGUAAGGUUCGCUUCGUGAACCGGUUUCUUCCCAUUACUGCUCCAUUCCACAGCCAAUACUUGUAUUCGGCGUAUGACCGCAUCUUGGAAGACCUGGAGGACCUGGAAAUCUCAGCCAAGUCUUUGGCUAUCCCGGUGUAUGGCACUCAGACCGGAGAAGACUUGAGGGAAUCUGGCGAUACAAACAUCGUUCCUGCGCUGGUGCGCAUGAUUACCCACGACACGGUGAACUGGGAACAAGCGACGGUUUUCCCCGGGGCUACUCACAUCGUCGAUUUCGGCCCCGGCGGUAUCUCUGGUCUUGGUGUGCUUACGAACCGCAACAAGGAUGGUACAGGUGUGCGGGUGGUGCUUGCCGGGGCUAUGGAUGGUACCAACGCCGAGAUUGGCUAUAAACCAGAACUAUUUGAUCGUGAUGAGCAUGCUGUCAAGUACGCCAUCGACUGGGUCAAGGAGUACGGUCCCCGACUCGUGAAGAAUGCAGCAGGCCAAACAUUCGUCGAUACAAAGAUGAGCCGACUUUUGGGCAUCCCCCCUAUUAUGGUUGCGGGCAUGACUCCCACCACCGUCCCUUGGGAUUUCGUAGCCGCAACCAUGAAUGCCGGUUACCACAUUGAACUUGCUGGUGGUGGCUACUACAAUGCCAAAACGAUGACCGCGGCGGUUUCCAAGAUCGAGAAGGCUAUUCCUCCGGGCCGUGGUAUCACCAUCAACUUAAUCUACGUCAAUCCUCGUGCCAUGGCGUGGCAAAUACCCUUGAUCGGUAAACUGAGGGCUGAUGGUGUGCCUGUGGAAGGUUUAACAAUCGGCGCUGGUGUUCCAUCGAUCGAGGUAGCCAAUGAGUACAUUGAAACUCUCGGAAUUAAGCACAUUGCUUUCAAGCCGGGCUCAGUGGAUGCUAUUCAGCAGGUGAUCAACAUUGCCAAGGCCAAUCCUAAAUUCCCCGUCAUUCUUCAGUGGACUGGCGGCCGCGGUGGUGGACAUCACUCCUUUGAGGAUUUCCAUCAGCCUGUGCUACAGAUGUAUAGCCGUAUAAGGCGUUACGAGAACAUCGUCCUCGUGGCAGGCAGUGGCUUCGGUGGCUCCGAAGAUACGUAUCCUUAUCUAUCCGGAACCUGGUCGUCUCGUUUCGGCUAUCCCCCCAUGCCUUUUGACGGCUGUUUGUUCGGUAGUCGCAUGAUGAUUGCCAAGGAAGCUCAUACAUCAAAGAACGCGAAAAAGGCCAUCGCAGAUGCUCCUGGUCUUGAUGACCAAGACUGGGAGAAGACAUAUAAGGGCUCUGCAGGUGGUGUAGUGACAGUUCUCUCUGAAAUGGGUGAGCCAAUUCACAAGCUUGCCACCAGAGGUGUUCUGUUCUGGCACGAGAUGGACCAAAAGAUCUUUAAGCUCGACAAGGCGAAACGCGUACCCGAACUGAAGAAGCAACGCAAUUAUAUAAUCAAGAAGCUUAACGAUGAUUUUCAAAAGGUCUGGUUCGGUCGCAAUUCUGCCGGUGAAACAGUGGACCUCGAAGAUAUGACGUACGCAGAAGUAGUUCACCGUAUGGUGGACCUCAUGUAUGUCAAGCAUGAAUCUCGGUGGAUCGAUGACUCCCUCAAGAAAUUGACAGCAGAUUUCAUUCGUCGCGUUGAAGAACGUUUUACUACCGCCGAGGGCCAGCCAGCUUUACUGCAAAACUAUUCAGAGCUCAACACUCCCUACCCUGCUAUUGAUAACAUCUUGUUAGCGUACCCUGAGGCUGCAACCCAGCUGAUCAACGCCCAAGAUGUUCAGCACUUCCUUUUGCUCUGUCAGCGGCGUGGGCAAAAGCCUGUGCCUUUCGUCCCUGCCUUGGACGAAAACUUUGAGUAUUGGUUCAAGAAAGAUUCUCUCUGGCAGAGUGAAGAUUUGGAGGCUGUUGUGGAUCAAGACGUGGGAAGGACCUGUAUCCUGCAAGGCCCGAUGGCUGCUAAAUUCUCAAAUGUAAUUGAUGAGCCAGUCCAAGAUAUCUUGAAUAGUAUCCACCAGGGACAUAUCAAGAGUUUGCUCAAGGACGUGUACAAUGGAGACGAGGCGAAGGUCCCUGUUAUUGAAUAUCUAGGAGGUCGACUUGAUGAAUCAGAGGAUGAACCGGAGAUUGAUGGCCUUACGAUCUCCGAAGAUACAAACAAAAUUAGUUAUCGAUUGUCGUCAUCCCCAUCCUCCGAUCUACCCGAACUUGAUCGCUGGCUACGUCUCCUUGCAGGCACAUCCUAUUCUUGGAGGCACGCAAUCUUCCUCGCCGAUAUCUUCGUGCAGGGCCAUCGGUUCCAGACUAACCCGUUGAAACGUGUCGUUGCGCCGACCUCAGGAAUGUAUGUGGAGAUCGCCUACCCAAAUGACCCGUCCAAGACGGCCAUCAGUGUGAGAGAGCCUUACCAGUCUGGCAAGCUCGUCAAGACAGUCGAGGUGAAGAUGAAUGAGAACCAGAUCAGCCUUACCCUUUUUGAGGGCAGAACUGCGGAAGGUGGUGUUGUUCCUUUGACAUUCUUGUUCACGUAUCACCCUGAAUCGGGUUAUGCCCCCAUUAGAGAGAUCAUGGAAGGACGCAAUGACCGUAUCAAGGAGUUUUACUACCGUCUCUGGUUCGGGAACAGAGAGGUCCCGUUCGAUGCUCCCACAACAGCGACAUUCAGCGGUGGCCGCGAGACGAUUACGUCCCAGGCUGUCGCGGAUUUCGUGCAUGCUGUUGGCAACACUGGUGAAGCCUUCGUGGAUCGUCCUGGAAAGGAGGUUUUUGCUCCCAUGGAUUUCGCAAUUGUUGCUGGCUGGAAAGCUAUUACCAAGCCUAUCUUCCCUCGUACGAUCGAUGGAGAUUUAUUGAAAUUGGUCCACCUGUCUAAUGGUUUCAAGAUGGUCCCGGGGGCUCAGCCUCUCAAGGUUGGCGAUGUGCUGGAUACCACCGCUCAGAUCAACGCUGUCAUAAACCAAGAUUCUGGUAAAAUGGUCGAGGUCUGCGGUACCAUCAAGAGAGAUGGAGCCCCUAUCAUGCACGUCACCAGUCAGUUCCUAUACCGAGGAGCAUAUGUAGACUUCGAAAACACUUUCCAGCGUAAAGACGAGGUUCCAAUGCAAGUUCACCUUACGUCUAGCAGGGAUGUUGCGAUACUCCGGUCGAAAGAAUGGUUCCGUAUUGAUGAGCCUGAUGUUGAGCUCCUCGGUCAGACUUUGACCUUCCGACUUCAAAGUCUGAUUCGCUUCAAGAACAAGUCCGUCUUCAGCCAUGUUCAAACUGUUGGUCAAGUUCUUCUUGAGCUUCCUACGAAGGAGAUUAUCCAGGUUGCAUCUGUAGACUACGAAGCCGGAGCUUCCCAUGGAAACCCGGUCGUCGACUACCUUGAGCGAAAUGGAACGUCCAUCGAGCAGCCUGUGUACUUCGAAAACCCUAUUCCUCUCAGCGGUAAGACGCCACUGGAGCUGCGUGCUCCAGCGUCUAAUGAGACCUAUGCUCGCGUUUCGGGCGAUUACAACCCGAUUCAUGUCUCACGAGUCUUCUCCAGCUAUGCAAACCUGCCGGGCACUAUCACUCAUGGCAUGUAUACGAGUGCCGCUGUUCGUAGCUAUGUGGAAACCUGGGCAGCUGAGAAUAACAUUGGUCGUGUCAGGGGCUUCCAUGUAUCUCUAGUUGGCAUGGUUCUCCCCAAUGAUAUGAUCACCGUCAAGUUGCAACAUGUUGGUAUGAUUGCCGGCCGCAAGAUCAUUAAGGUAGAAGCUAGCAACAAGGAAACAGAAGACAAGGUCCUUCUUGGUGAAGCAGAGGUCGAACAACCUGUUACCUCGUACGUUUUCACCGGACAGGGUUCGCAGGAGCAGGGAAUGGGAAUGGAACUAUACAGCAGUAGCCCUGUUGCUAGGGAGGUGUGGGAUCGGGCUGACCGUCACUUCAUGGAGAACUAUGGCCUUUCCAUUAUUGAUAUCGUGAAGAAUAACCCCAAGGAACUCACAGUCUAUUUUGGUGGUCCGCGCGGUAAAGCUAUUCGCCAAAACUACAUGUCGAUGACCUUCGAGUCUGUCAAUGCCGAUGGAAGCAUCAAGUCAGAGAAGAUCUUCAAGGAAAUUGACGAAAAUACAACGUCUUAUACCUACCGUUCACCAUCCGGACUUCUCUCUGCGACCCAAUUUACGCAGCCCGCUUUAACAUUAAUGGAGAAGGCAAGUUUUGAAGACAUGCGCUCUAAAGGUCUCGUCCAGAGAGAUAGUAGUUUCGCUGGUCAUUCACUUGGUGAAUAUUCGGCUCUUGCCGCCCUCGCCGAUGUCAUGCCCAUUGAAAGCUUAGUUUCUGUGGUGUUCUAUCGUGGCUUGACUAUGCAGGUUGCUGUUGAAAGAGAUGAACAAGGUCGCUCCAACUAUUCUAUGUGUGCUGUUAACCCGAGCCGCAUUUCCAAGACCUUCAAUGAACAAGCUCUGCAGUAUGUGGUAGAGAAUAUUUCAGAGCAGACAGGCUGGCUGCUGGAAAUUGUCAACUACAAUGUUGCAAACAUGCAAUACGUUGCUGCUGGAGAUCUUCGUGCACUUGACUGUCUCACAAAUCUACUGAACUACUUGAAGGCUCAAAACAUUGAUAUCCCCGCUCUGAUGCAGAACAUGUCUCUGGAAGAUGUCAAGGCUCACCUGGUUAAGAUCAUCCACGAGUGUGUUAAGCAGACUGAGUCCAAGCCUAGACCUAUUGCCCUUGAGCGUGGCUUCGCUACCAUCCCUCUUAAAGGAAUUGAUGUUCCUUUCCACAGCACUUUCCUCCGUUCUGGAGUCAAGCCAUUCAGGUCCUUCUUGCUUAAGAAGAUUAAUAAGAACACCAUCGAUCCCAGCAAGCUGAUUGGAAAGUACAUUCCAAACGUCACCGCCCGCCCCUUUGAGUUGACUAAGGAGUACUUCGAGGAUGUCUAUAGGCUCACGAAUUCGCCACGUAUUGCUAACAUUUUGGCGAACUGGGAGAAGUAUGAAGAAGGCGAGGGUGCUUCACGCACUGGCGGUACCACAACUGCUUGAGAAAUUAGCCAAGAGACCCCUCCGCAUGAGCUUUCCAGCACAGCUUCAUAAUGUUGCUGUGUUUUUCUUUUGUUUCGCCUUUCCCUUUCUCUCUUCUAAAGAUAUUUCUGCUUAGCGUUGGGUGUUUAGAUGUCUAUCUCCAAUUCUACUGUUCUGCCGAAGUCCUGUUCAAUCUAUUCAUAGCAAGGCCUCAAUAAAUAUUCUAUUA